UACACUUCUUCAAAAAGCCGCCGGACGGACGACUGGGAAGACUGGGAAGACGACGAUGUUGUUACGCUGAUAGACGUCGACGAAACCCCGUCCGCUGAUAACUCCGACAAGAAGCUUCUUUUCAACAGCCCAUUUUUAAAUAUGAGCGCGAGCAGUUCCUCUGCGAAUACUCGCAGUCCAUCUCCCCUAUCCAUGAGGCGAUCAGCCGCCAAGGUCAACCGCCCAAUAUCAAGGAAGCCCCCAAAGCAACGAAAUGCAAAACUUGGAAUCAAGCUCAUCACGGACAUGACAAAGCUGAGACGUCAAAAUCACAUAGCCGGCCAGACAAAGUCGCCCGCAAGGCGAGCCCCAAAGUUUGUUGAUGCGGCUGCUCUAAGAGCUCUAGAGGGAUCUCCGAACCCACAGUCUGUUGGAAACUGGAAUUGGCUGAAGAAAGAUGAUGCGGAUCGUGUGGCUGAUUCUCCGCUUCAAGUCACUCGCUCUCCAGCGGAACAGCUUUCUCCAGAAGACAGACCAAUAGUCAUUGGAAUCACUCUACCCUCGGAUGAGGUGACAAGCCGAGGAAUCGAUCCUCUCACGGCAACAGUCAACAAUAUCGAUACCCCAAGUGGCGGCAUGAAAAAUCCAUACCCCUUUACAUUUCAAACUGCCAAUGACCGAACAAAUGGGCCCGCCGACUCUCAUCAGCUCAAGUCGGUCUGGUCUCCAGACACGCCUGAAACCGCAAGCUCGUUUAGCACCAUUAGAUAUCCUUCAAGCAUAUACUCGCAAGCAUCUAUGGCGCCAGUCAUGGGCCUUGGACUACGAGAUACCGAGGUUCCCCCUGUUCCUGCUGUUCCAGCCAAUUACAAGAGGAUGACAGCGGCACAUCAGCGCAUCAUGGGUAUGGAACGCCGAAAGAACGCGGAGGAGGAAGACGAGUCUGGGACUCCUUGCACACUGUUCGAAGAGGAUGGUGUCACGCCUUUGAAGUCUGCGCUCACUCCCCAGAGUGGACCUGGUUAUUGGGAAUACCAUGUGGUCACACCAUACGAGAGAACCUCUUUUGCGAGCCGGAGAACCCAGAUGUCACCUCUAAAUGAAAGAGGAUAUCAGAUGGCCAGAUCGGCAGAUAAUAAAGGGGACCAGGGUUUAAUGUUGACUCCAAAAUAUAUUGCGAGCCCACAGUCCUGGAAAACCCCCACGAUUCCUACUCCUCGACGGCGGACGCCAUCACCCCGUGGAGAUGUCUCCGAGAUUGCGACUGUAACAGAAUCAGCACGGGGUCCUUUGAAGCACGAUGGGUCAGAUACUCAUGAUAUGGUGCAUGGCCUGGGAAUAACCAAUCUGGCAGCCCACAAUCCGCCUCCGCCGUCAUCGGAGAAACAGGCUGGGAAGGACAUCAAAUAUCAAGCAGUCUUCCCACCGGACCAUCAUUUGCAUACACAGCUCUCUCCAAGAGAAGUGUCAGCUCUGGCUACCCGUUUCUCCGUAUCACCAACCUCUUCGAAAUCACCUAAUGUAGAGAGAGGCUCACGGACUGCUCCACGACAUGUACGUGCGGCAAGCAACUUUCCUCUGCCUGCUCGCCCUGUUGGAACAUCUCUGUCACAGUCACAUGCCGACGAACUAUCGGGUAAGGAACACAAGAUUGAGAGAAAACGACGGCGACAUGAGAAGGAAGAAAUGGUAGCAAGACGAGCCGGUGGCCUCUGGAGAGGUCGAGGUCCGGUGUCAAAGAAGGGUUGUUUUGGCCGCACUGGACCCGAGGGUCGCAAGAAGAGAAGAAUUUGGCUAUUCAUCAUUUGCAUUCUUCUACUUCUCAUCAUUAUUCUGGCUGUUGUAUUGGGUAUCGUCCUUAGCAGACAUCAUGGAUCAGGCAACAAAACCGAAACCUCUGGACAAGACCCGCCCUCUUCGACAUCCCCCUCGACGCCCUCCACUCCGAUACCCUCGUCGAUAUGGGUCAAUCUCACGGACUAUCCUGCCAUGCCAACUGGUGUGUUGACGUUUGUUGGACCGAAUAACACCAUCGCCAAGAGUGACUGCACGGAGCCGUCGACUCUCUGGAGCUGUUCUCUACCGAAAGAUUCCCAGGCGUCUGUGUCUCCUUUCAAGCCAAACCAGCCAACUCUCAUCUUCCAAAUUCAGUGGGACAACAGUACAGAGAAGGCGUGGAACAUUCCUAACGGCGCUCCACCAGCGGCCAUUUCUCAAAGGGACACGAGCAACAGCAACUCUUCCAUAGACGGAUUCAAUCCAGACCCGAGCCCGCCAACUUUCCAAGAGAUGUGGUUCUUGGGCGAGACAACAGAUAAUAUCCAGUCCAGUCAAAAAGCAGGAGAGCCGACACCCUUUUUUAUCAGCGUCCUCGAGUCGGUGAAUGACACGGUCAAGUCGCCAUCUCUGAGCCGACGAGCUACUGCUUCGAACGUCAAUAUUUCGGACAUUAUUCUCCCGCCGGAUUUGCAGAGUGACGGCACCCCUGCGCCUGCCGUGAUGCUCCCCAACCCGGUUCAGCAGCCAGUCCGACUGUUUGAUCGCGGCUUGCCGACUGAGCAUUAUGGGUUCUACACAUACUUCCAACGGACCAUUUUCCUCAAGUCUGUCACUGUUCUCAAAGACUCGGGCCAAGGAAACGUGCCGGUAGAUGAGGACGGUGGCUGUAGUGAAACCGAGGCCAACCAUCUCGUUACCUGGGCCGAGACUCGCAUGCUUGUGCAAAUUUGGACACGGAAGCUGAACAGCACAGGGUCCUUGUUGGCGGCAGAUGGCAGUGAGGGCAUUGAUAACUCACCUGAACUAGUCAAGCCAGGCACAAUGCCGUAUCCGGUGACUGUGACUCUUGACACCCACGGCGGCGAUCCCAACCACAAAGUUGUGUGGGAGUGGCCGAUGGAUGACCGCCAAAAGCUGAACAUUAGCGCUCCAGAUCUAUUAGUCAACAAGAUGGAUGCUGGAGGGACAUGGAUCAACCACCGGGGCAGCGGAAAUGCCAAGUUUGGAGGAUUCGAUGGAGGCACUGGAGGUUGCAACAGGACGAAGCAGCGCUCCCUGGUGACUCUGGCGAUUGAGACGUCGUGCGAUGACACGGCGGUGGCGGUACUCGAAAAAUCGGCGGGAGGGAAGACGAGGCUGCUCUUCAACGAGCGGGUUUCGUCGGACAACCGGGCGUUCAAGGGGAUCCAUCCGAUGGUGACGGUGGAAGGGCACAACACUGCCUUGGGACCGCUGGUGCAGAGGGCGUUGGCGAGUUUGAGAGAGAGCGCGGCAGAGGACGUGAAGAAGAAGAGGAUGGCGAGGAGGAGGAAGAGCAAGGUCAGGGUGCCCGACUUUGUGUGUGCGACGCGGGGGCCGGGCAUCAUGACGAAUCUGGCUGUGGGAUUGAACGUUGCAAAGGGGCUGGCGCUGGCGUGGGACGUUCCGCUGGUGGGCGUACAUCACAUGCAAGCGCAUGCCUUGACGCCGCGCCUGGUUGACGCCCUGGAGGACGAACAAGGAGGAGGAGGAGGACGACGACGAACAUCACCAUCGCCAUCGCCGGCCUUCCCCUUCCUCUCCCUUCUCGUCUCCGGCGGCCACACCCAGCUCAUCCUCUCCACCGCCCUCACAACCCACCGCAUCCUCGCCACAACCGCCGACAUCGCCAUCGGCAACCUCCUCGACCAGACCGCCCGCGUCAUCCUCCCGCCCGCCCUCCUCGAGUCCAGCCCGGACGUCAUGUACGGCCGCCUGCUCGAGGCCUUUGCUUUCCCACCAGGCGCCGACACCCCCGGCGACUACGCCGCGUUCUUCGCGCCGCCGGCGUCGAGGCAGGAGGAGAUUCGCGAGGUUCCGUCUGGCUAUGGGUGGACUGUGCCGCUGCCGUUUCGGAACUCGAGGAAGCUUGCGUAUUCGUUUUCGAGUAUCCAUUCGCACGUCCAUAACAUUGCUGCUGCUGCCGCAAGCAACCGCAACAGCUCCAAACGUCGCGCCCUCGCCCGCCACACCCUCCGCGCCGCCUUCCAGCACCUCACCAGCCGCCUCAUCCUCGCCCUCCAAGACUCGCCCUCCCUCCAGCCCCCCUCAGAACCAAUCAGAACCCUCGUCGUGGCCGGCGGCGUCGCGAGCAACCGCUUCCUCAUGCACGUCCUGCGCACGACGCUCGCCGCAAGGGGCUUCCCGGACAUGCGCAUCGUCGCCCCGCCGCUGGAGCUGUGCACCGACAACGCCGCCAUGAUUGCCUGGGCCGGCAUGGAGAUGUUCGAGGCGGGAUACAGCACCGAGCUGUCCGUGCGGCCGAUUGCAAAGUGGCCCAUGGAUCCGGAUGUUGGUGGCGGGAUACUGGGGGCCGGCGGAUGGGUGAGG
Messenger RNA from Trichoderma virens Gv29-8, 4326 nucleotides. RefSeq lists its product as uncharacterized. Gene Ontology annotation, cellular component: mitochondrion. The transcript is spliced from 8 exons. The annotation marks the transcript as partial. NCBI's taxonomy places the organism in Eukaryota, Fungi, Ascomycota, Sordariomycetes, Hypocreales, Hypocreaceae. The record is from RefSeq and is a predicted model, not a curated record. Gene Ontology annotation, biological process: mitochondrial tRNA threonylcarbamoyladenosine modification.